GUCACCAUUCAACGUCGCCGAGCCACCGGACAUAGCCUACUGAGCACCAUGGAUGCGAACCCAAGCACGCCACAGUGGAACAACAGCAACAUACCCACUACAGGGGACAUGUUUGAACGGUUCCGUUCUGAGUCCUGGUCAUUGGCGCUGUUAAUCGUGGCCAUUGUGCUGACGCUGUUGACGGUGUGUCUCUACAUCGAAACAGUGAUUCUCGUUUUACUCAAAGUCAACAUUGGAAUGAGACGUCUGCUCAUUUUAAUACUGUGUGGAUUGUUUCCGAUUUCUUCCCUCACUUCACUGCUGUCUCUUUUCUCGCCAUCGGCUUCAGUAUUCAGCACUUUAUUUGCAGAAAUUUAUUUGGCGAUCUGUUUGUACAUAUUCGUCAAACUGAUAGUUAAUCUCUUCGGUGGCAUAGAAUCGACAAUGGGGGCGCUUUCCGACCAAAGCACUGCACUCAGACAACCUCCAUGCUGCUGUUGUUGUUUUUGUCUGCCAGUGGUAACAAUAAAUAAAAAAGGUUUUAUCUUUCUUCGACUGGGGAUAUUUCAGUAUAUAAUAGUCAUUCCUUUUGCUGUUGCAAUCCCUGGAUUCUAUAGGCUACUCGGCCCGAUUGACGCUGGUGGUGGGGCAUCCAACCUGGACCUCCCUUCGACCAUUGCCAAAGUCUUAUCAACCAUGACAGCUAUAUACAGCAUCUCAGUCCUCUUUAAGACGUCACAGGCUCUCUUGAGUAGCUUCUAUGUCUUACCCCAGUUCGCCCUACUAAGGAUCGUCGUUGUACUCGUGAAUGCCCAAGGGGCUGCCCUGACGAUGAUCAUCCGCUUUGGAGAGAUCCAGUGCCUGGUGCCUCUGACGUGCGAUAAAUACUUGGUUUUAACAAUUAUUCGGAAUCUACUACUAAUCUUGGAGAUGUUUCCACUCAUGGUAAUAUGCAGGAUCGUGAUUGGAAGGUGGAUCCGGGCCGGAACGCAAAACCAACACUACGAGGACAGCAGGAACCAGAACGGUAGUGACGACCGCAAUAUGGCGGCCAAUAACAAUGACAAUGACAGGGGACUGGAAAUUAAGUCGAUUUCGCAAGUUGCUCUAACCGUGUUUUCAUCGGAGCAUAAGGUAUAAUGUAGUUGCCUUGAAGUUGCCCAUGAGUCGUAGUUUUAACCAUAGCACGAGUUAAAGCGGUCAAUAUUUG
Asterias rubens (European starfish) is the source of this 1189-nucleotide messenger RNA. Its product is annotated as organic solute transporter subunit alpha-like. NCBI's taxonomy places the organism in Eukaryota, Metazoa, Echinodermata, Asteroidea, Forcipulatida, Asteriidae. The record is from RefSeq and is a predicted model, not a curated record. Gene Ontology annotation, molecular function: transporter activity. Gene Ontology annotation, biological process: transport. The transcript has 7 exons. Bases 49 to 1119 code for a protein of 356 amino acids.